Messenger RNA from Uloborus diversus, 848 nucleotides. RefSeq names its product Golgi-associated plant pathogenesis-related protein 1-like. The transcript is spliced from 4 exons. NCBI's taxonomy places the organism in Eukaryota, Metazoa, Arthropoda, Arachnida, Araneae, Uloboridae. The coding region runs from base 143 to 763 and encodes 206 amino acids. The record is from RefSeq and is a predicted model, not a curated record.
AAUAAUCUCCAGAGGAAGCAAAACAAAAACAGAAAAAAAAGAGCAAAACUGAAGGAAAUGCAAAAAUCAUGCCACCGGACAUCACUGGAAUAGAGAAACGGAAGUUUGGAAAUGGCGAGUUCUAUUUCAUCAGAACUACAGCAUGCAUUCAAACGACGACAGUGACAAUGACUCAUGCUUCUUGCCUUCUCCGCGGGAAUUAUCCUUCGACGUAGAAGCGUUUCGCAAGGAUAUGGUGGUGGCUCACAACCAAUAUCGUCAGCUGCAUGACAGCCCACCUCUUAGUGUUAUGCAGGAGUUGGAGGACAGCGCACAGCAUUGGGCGGAAACAAUUGCCGCCAAGGGACAUCUCGAGUACUGCGAAAGUAUCAAAAAUGUCGGGGAAAACCUGCACGAAAUUGAUCUUCGUACUUCACCCACGAGAGCAAAUGACAUCGCCCUCAACUGGUACCGCGAGAUCAAAUAUUACAGCUUUGCAGAGCCCCGAUGGAGAAGAGGAGCUUUCCAUUUCACUCAGAUGAUAUGGCGGAGCACCACUCAUAUUGGAGUGGGCUUGGCCCCAGUUCCCGGAGAGCCCCGCCUCUUUUUGGUUGUGCGGUACCAUCCAGCAGGCAAUUCCAACUAUCCUGGAGAAUUCCAGAAAAAUGUCCAUCCCAGAAUGUCACUAAAAUCCACAGAUUCAUGGUCUGUAGAUGACAGAUCAUUUGUUCGAACUUACUCGGGAAGGUUUCGCAGCAUCACGUCAGAAGAUGCUUAUAUCUAAUAACUACAAUUUUCUGUUUUAUUUUGAAAAUACAGUAUUGUGUCGUCGCUUUUUUUUUUUUUUUUUUUCAGAUUUACAAAAAUAA